AUGAGUGUUGAGACCCCACCCAAACUCCAGAAGCUGGCAAUUCAGGCUCUGGUGAGAGAUGAGGCUUUGGCCAUGUCCUCUCUGGAGGAGCUCCCCUUUGUACUCUACCCAGAUCUGUUCAAGGAGGCCUUCAUUGGCAGACAAACCAAGCUCAUAAAGGCUAUGGUGGCAGCCUGGCCUUUCCCCUGUCUCCCUGUGGUGGCAUUGAUGAAGGGGCCUGCAUUGGUUACCUUGCAUGCUGUGCUAGAUGGAGUAGACAUGCAAUUGAGGAGAGAGUUUUACCCCAGGAGAGCGAAACUACAGGUUCUCGAUAUGAGACAAGUAAACUGUGCAUAUUGGAAAAUAAGGGAUGAAGCAGGUGACAGUGACUGUUCAGCAGAGACCUUGGACGAAAAGCAAGUAGUGAAGGUCCUUCCCAGAUAUGCAGUGAGGCAGCCUCUGAAUGUCAUAGUUGACCUAAUCUUCACUUCCCACCAAAGUGAAACAGAAGCAUUUUUCUUCAGUUGGGCCCAGCAGAGAAAGGAUUCCCUACAAUUGGGCUGUACCAAAAUGAAGAUCUGGCCUCUGCCAUUCCAAAUUACCAGAGAAAUCUGGGAUAUUUUUGAUCCAGAGUCCACCACAGAAUUAGAACUGACUGUUGACUGGACUCUACAGCUAACACAUUUUGCUCCCUACUUGGGGCAGAUGAAGAAUCUUCACAAACUCUUCCUGGCACCUCCCAACAAGGACACUUACCCUAUUAUCAAUAUAGCAAGAAUCACAGAAGUCAAGUUUGUCAACAGGAUUAUUUCUCAGUUUUCCAAAUUCAACUGUCUCCAGCAUAUCUACCUGAAACGUGUCCAUUUUCUCAGAAACAAGAUGAAUCAGGUCCUAGGGUGCCUGAGGAUGCCCUUGGAGACCCUCUCCAUCACUCACUGCUAAAUUUCACAGCCAGACUUGGAUUUCUUAUCCUGCAGUCACAGUCUCUUUCAGCUAAAUCAUCUGGAAAUAGGAAUGGCCUUAUAUGCUUUUGAUCUUACGCAUCUGAGAGGGCCCGUAGAAAAAGUAGUAGACACUCCUGAGACUCUGGAUUUGUCAUGGUGUAAGAUGAAUGACUACCAGCUCAAUGUCCUUCUACUUGCCCUCACACAAUGCUCUCAACUCAACAAGAUCAACUUCUACAACAAUAACUUCUCAAUGCCCAUGCUUACGGACCUUUUGCAGCACACAGGUAACGGGAGCAAGAUGAAUGAGGAACAAUACCCUGCCCCUCUGGAGUGCUAUGAUGAGUUGACUCAUAUCUCCACCGAAAGAUUUGUUCAACUGUGUCGGGAGCUCAUGGCAAUAAGGCAGCCAAAGAACAUCUGCUUUGGUACAGAUAUCUAUCCUACAUAUUAUAACAACUGUGUCUAUGGCCAGGGGCCAAACUUUGUGCUUGUUGGCAGCAAACAUAAAUGCAGGUCUUUGGAUGUAAAUAAAUGA
Messenger RNA from Apodemus sylvaticus (European woodmouse), 1461 nucleotides. Its product is annotated as PRAME family member 25-like. The record is from RefSeq and is a predicted model, not a curated record. NCBI's taxonomy places the organism in Eukaryota, Metazoa, Chordata, Mammalia, Rodentia, Muridae. Gene Ontology annotation, biological process: negative regulation of cell differentiation; negative regulation of apoptotic process; positive regulation of cell population proliferation. Gene Ontology annotation, cellular component: cytoplasm.